Molecule: messenger RNA, 477 nt
Organism: Rotaria sordida
Lineage: Eukaryota; Metazoa; Rotifera; Eurotatoria; Philodinida; Philodinidae
Source: the annotation of a GenBank genome assembly
AUGAAUAGUCGUAUAGUAAACAUUAUUUUACCGCUUGUCGGUGGUGUUAUCUAUGUAUGUUUGGAUUUUCUUUACAUUUAUUUAACAAGAAAUCAUUAUGAGCAAGCUGUUCAAAAUAUUCAAAAAGAAGAAAUGGAAGUUGAUGUUGUGGCAGCAAUAGUUUGCUAUGCAAUUAUGGGUCUUGGAUGGUAUUUAAUUGCCAUACAAUUAGCUUCAGCUUAUUUCGAUAAACUUAAACAGCGUAGACCAUCUUGGUCACCAUUAUCAUCAAGUGCUUUAAGUGGACUUGUAUCUGGUUUUCUCUAUGGAUUUGUUGUUUAUGGUGUUUUUAAUUGUACGACACGUGCUUUAUUUUCAAAUCGAUAUCCGGUUACACUUCUUGUACAAGAUAUGGCAUGGGGUUCACUUUAUACUAUGCUUUAUACAACUGUCUAUAUGCUGAUUUGGCAUCAACUUAGUCAUCCAGUUGAUUUAUAA